UUAUACGUUCAAAGGUGCACAAGAAGCAGCUGUUGAUAGUUGAUUUGUAUCUAAAAAUAUUUAAAAGUUUUCUACAAAUUAAGAAAAUAUUACGCAAUUUUUGAGAUGUUAAUUUAAAAUAGAUUAAACUUGUCUAUUUAUCAAAAGAUAAAAGCGAGACUAUCAAAACUAUAAAAGUUUAAUUUUUGGACAAUAUUUUAUAAAACUGUGCAAGUUAUAGUUAGCUGAAACCUCAAUUCCUGAUAGAUAGUGUUUCUGGAUAGUGCAAAAUGUCAUAUUUUCUUACAGAAGAAGUAAAAUCCUGGAUUCAACAAUCCGUAGGUACUGAAAAUUGUAUUAUCACCAUAGAAAAUACGACCCAGAAAGGAGAAGGAUAUGUUGGAGAUUUUAUUUUUGCAAAAGUUGAACUUCAGUCCAAUGAAGGCAGGGUUGCAGAUGAUACAACUCUAUUUGUAGCUUUAAAACGCAAUAAUCAGAAUUCAUCCGCUCAAAAACAAAUUUCUGCAAUUCACGAAUUCUGUAGAAGGGAAGUGUACCUGUACGAUACCAUCAUUCCAGCAUAUCAAAAGUUUCAUAAAAGUAAGACGCUCCAAGAUGAUUAUUAUAUAGUUCCAAAGUGUCACAAAGCAUUUUUGGAAGGCGAAAACAACGUUGUAGUUUUAGAAAAUCUUAAAAAGAAAGGUUAUGUGCUGCAGCAAAGAGACAAACCGCUGAACUCUGAUCAAAUCAAAUUGUGUUUAAAAUCUUACGCCAAAUUACACGGUUCGGCCUUUGCAAUGAGAGACCAAAAUCCAGAAGAAUUUAAAAGGAUUUCUAAAGACUUGCAUCCUUUGAUUAGCGAAGCAUUUACUAAUUUUAAAGCAGUCUUUGAUAGGAAAUCAAUUGCUAUAGUCGAUACAUUAAAAGAAGCUGGAAGAGAAGACCUGUAGGUUAGAUUUAAAAAGUUUGAUGGCGAAAAGAGUAUUUUUAGCCGUUUUCUUGAAGCAUGCGAUGGUACUUCAGAUGAGAAAGUAAUUAUUCAUGGUGACUGUCAUAAUGCUAAUAUGCUGUUCCUAUUUAAAGACAACGCCAGGAGUAACCCCCAACAUGUAGCUCUGAUUGAUUUCCAAGUAACGUGCCUUCAUUCACCUAUAUUGGAUAUAUCAGCCUUUCUGUAUUUAAACCUUUCGAGUGAAGAAUUUCCGCAGUUAAAAAUUUUUUUGGAUUUCUAUUACAGCGAAUUAUCGUCUUAUUUAAAAGAACUAGGCAGUGACGUAAAUAAAUUGUUUCCAAAACAAGUUAUGCAAUCACAUUUAAAACAAUUUCUUCAUUAUGGAUUUUGUCUAGCAGUACCGUUUUUGGAAAUAAUGUAUGUAGAUAAUGAAGAUGCACCCCCUUUGAUUGAUGAGGAGACCAACGAGAUAAUGGGAGGUCUUAAGGACCUUAAGUUAAAGUCAAGGGAUGAAUAUUUAAGACGUCUUGUUUCUAUGGUGGAUAGCUUUUUUAAUAGUGGAUAUGUUAAUUUGUAAUACUAAAAUAUUCAAUUACCUGUAUAAAGGACUAAAGUCA
Molecule: messenger RNA, 1548 nt
Organism: Diabrotica virgifera virgifera (western corn rootworm)
Lineage: Eukaryota; Metazoa; Arthropoda; Insecta; Coleoptera; Chrysomelidae
Exons: 2
Coding region: 270-929 (219 amino acids)
Source: RefSeq, a predicted model, not a curated record